Messenger RNA from Aphidius gifuensis, 1881 nucleotides. Its product is annotated as NPC intracellular cholesterol transporter 2 homolog a-like. NCBI's taxonomy places the organism in Eukaryota, Metazoa, Arthropoda, Insecta, Hymenoptera, Braconidae. The transcript has 3 exons. Bases 289 to 738 code for a protein of 149 amino acids. The record is from RefSeq and is a predicted model, not a curated record. Gene Ontology annotation, biological process: intracellular cholesterol transport. Gene Ontology annotation, molecular function: sterol binding.
AAACAAAAAUUUUAUUAUUCCAAAUGAGAUAUGAACACUUAAAAUAUUCCAGAUACUAUUUAUAUUGAUUAAAAAAAUAACAAACAAAUCAACAAAGUACAAAAUUCAACAUUUAAUUAAAAUUAUAUAAAUAGAGGAAAAAAAAAUAUUUUAUUUUUAUCAAUUUAUCAGUUGAAGUGUCUGAUAAGAUAUGAAUGUAGAAUAUAUAUAUACAUUCAUAAAUCUCACAAUAUUCAAUCAGUUGUUAAAUUAAAAUUGACACUAGGAAAAAAUUAACCGUUAAUAAAAAUGUAUUCCCUUCAAGUGUUCAUCAUCAUGGCGUUUUUCGUAGCAGCCUCAAUACAAUUUACACCUUAUCAAAAAUGUAAAAGUGGUAAUGCACCUUUGGCAUUGCGAGUUGGUGACUGCAAAAAUUUACCAUGUAAAUUUAAAAGAGGAACUGAUGUACAUGGAGAAUUUGAUUUUAAUGCUGCUGUUGAUACUGAUAAUCUUCGUAUUGAAGUUGUUGCCAAGGCACUUGGCAUCACAACAAAUUAUCCAAUGCCUGAGCCAAAUGCAUGUAAUUCAUUAAUCAAUGGCAAGUGUCCAGCUACAAAAGGUGAUUCAUUAACGUAUGGUUUAACAAUGCCAGUUCUUAAGAGUUAUCCAAAAGUAAAAGUACAUAUUAGAAUGCAACUCGUUGAUAAAAGUAAUGUUGUACAUUCAUGUUUUGAAAUUGAUGCAAAAGUUGUAUCUUAAAAAAUAUAAAAUAUACUUAUAACAAUUAUUAAAUUAAUCUUUUAUUAUUUUAAGAGUUUAGUCUAAAAAAAAUACCAACUUUGAUUAUUUUAUUCUUUUCGUAAUGAAAACAAUUUAAUAUUGAGAUUAGAAAUUUUAGCAAGGAGAGUUAUUGAUGGAUGGAUUCAUCAAUCAUUUUUCAAGUGAUUUUAGCAAUCUUUUUAUCUAUCUAUAGAUAAAACUAUAUGAAAUAAUUUUAAGUUAUUUAAAAUUUUAUGGAAUCAAAUAAUACAGUAAUUUCAACACAAAAGUUUCGUUUGAAAUAAUUGAAAUGAGAAAACGAAAAAAUUAUAUUUUUGCUAUUACUUGGCUCUUGUUUUUUCCUUCAAUGAUAAUUUUUUUUUUUUUUUUUUUUGAUACAUUAAUCAAUUAUAGAUAAUCUCAUCUAUUGUAAUUUUAUAUUUACGUUUUAUUUUUUAAAAAAUCAAGAAAUUGAUAAUUGAUAAUAUCAAUGACACAAUUCUUCUCACGUGCCAAGUAUUUAUCUUAAUGACAAAUGAUAAAAAAUAUUUCGAAUUAACUAUUUAUGUAUCUUAAAAAAAAAAAAAGAAAUACAUAUUUUAUUUUCUUAUCAAUUUUAAACUAAGAAAAAUAUCAAAUAAAUUUUUUUAAUUAUAUAUUUUUAAAUAUUUAUCUUGAAAAUAAAAUGAAAAAACAUAUUUUUUUUUUUCUAAUCAAUUUUAAAUUAAAAUAAACAAUUUAAAAUUUAAAAAUAAUAUUUGACCUUGAUGAUUAAAAACCAACAAACAUCAAGUAUAUUUUUUUUGUAUUCUAUUUUUUUUUUUGUAUGCUUUAAUUAUUAUUAUUAUUUUAAGAAUAUAUUUAUAAUUUAUUAUUUAGGGUCGAGAAAAUAUAAAAAUUUUGAAAAAAUGAUGUGUUUUUUUUUUUCAAUGAGAAAUAUUAUUUUAUAAUAGAAGUUUAUAAUUUAUGGUAUAGAGCUAAAAUUGUAACCCAUUUUUCAAUUGAUGCUGAAGUAUGUACAUUUGAUUGAUAAUGGAUUCAUGUGUUGCAAAUCAAUUUCAAUUAUUUUCACAAAAUUUAAUUUAAAUGUUUAUAAUUUUUUUUUUCAUUCAACUAUAUACUUAUGUAUAGCUUUAGAAUAAA